This is a messenger RNA of Hyaena hyaena (striped hyena), 5096 nucleotides long. It is a transcript of the gene TPCN1, whose product is annotated as two pore segment channel 1. The record is from RefSeq and is a predicted model, not a curated record. Gene Ontology annotation, cellular component: endosome membrane; lysosomal membrane. Lineage: Eukaryota; Metazoa; Chordata; Mammalia; Carnivora; Hyaenidae. The transcript has 28 exons. Gene Ontology annotation, molecular function: monoatomic ion channel activity; voltage-gated channel activity. Gene Ontology annotation, biological process: transmembrane transport; monoatomic ion transport. The coding region runs from base 338 to 2797 and encodes 819 amino acids.
ACGGGGCGGAGCCGGCAGGGUUGAAGGGACGAUAGGCGGCGGAGAGAGCUGGCGCAGCUGCCGUGGCGGCAGCGGCUGAAGUGGCGGCCCCUGCGGCGGCUGCAACAGCUCCGGGCUCGGGGCUUUGGCGGCGGCGCCGGCGGGCUGGGCUGCGCGGUGCGGACCCCGGCGCGCGGUUCGGACCCCGGCGCGCGGUUCGGGUUGCUGGGGCGGCGCGUAAGAUGCCUCUGAUGGAGUUUCUGAGAAGCACCUCUGGGCCAGUGGCUUUGAACGAGAGCCCAAAGCAGAGACUAUUUAAAGCUCUGGACAUCGCAUCCUGAGGGCUGCAGGAGAGAACAUGGCUGUGAGUUUAGAUGACGACGUUCCCCUCAUCCUGACCUUGGACGAGGGUGGCGGUGCCCCACUAGCUCCCUCCAACGGCCUGGGCCAAGAGGAACUGCCUAGCAGAAAUGGAGGCAGCUAUGCCGUCCAUGACUCCCGGGCCCCCAGUCUAGGCUCAGGUGGGGAGAGUCCCCCAUCGAGCCCCGCCGGACACAACUGGGAGAUCAAUUAUCAAGAGGCAGCAAUCUACCUCCAGGAAGGCGAGAAUAAUGACAAGUUCUUCACCCACCCCAAGAACGCCAAAGCGCUGGCGGCCUACCUCUUCGCACACAACCACCUCUUCUACCUGAUGGAGCUGUCCACGGCCCUGCUUCUGCUGCUGCUCUCUCUGUGUGAGGCCCCUGCUGUCCCUGCGCUCCGGCUCGGCAUUUACGUGCAUGCGACCCUGGAGCUGUUCGCCCUGAUGGUGGUUGUAUUUGAGCUCUGCAUGAAGUUGCGGUGGCUGGGCCUCCACACCUUCAUCCGACACAAGCGGACCAUGGUCAAGACCUCCGUGUUGGUGGUGCAGUUCAUCGAGGCCAUCGUGGUGCUGGUACGGCAGACAUCCCAUGUGCGUGUGACCCGGGCCCUGCGCUGCAUCUUCCUCGUGGACUGUCGGUACUGCGGCGGCGUCCGGCGCAACCUGCGACAGAUCUUCCAGUCCCUGCCGCCCUUCAUGGACAUUCUCCUGCUGCUGCUCUUUUUCAUGGUCAUCUUCGCCAUCCUUGGUUUCUACCUGUUCUCCUCUAAUCCUUCAGACCCGUACUUCAGCACCCUGGAGAACAGCAUCGUCAGUCUCUUUGUCCUUCUGACCACAGCCAAUUUCCCAGAUGUGAUGAUGCCCUCCUACUCCCGGAACCCCUGGUCCUGUGUCUUCUUCAUCGUCUACCUCUCCAUUGAGCUGUACUUCAUCAUGAACCUGCUUCUGGCCGUGGUGUUCGACACCUUCAAUGACAUUGAGAAACGCAAGUUCAAGUCUUUGCUGCUGCAUAAGCGAACCGCCAUCCAGCACGCCUACCGCCUGCUAAUCGGCCAGCGGAGGCCCGCCGGCAUCUCCUACAGGCAAUUUGAAGGCCUGAUGCGCUUCUACAGGCCCCGGAUGAGUGCCAGGGAGCGCUAUCUGACUUUCAAGGCCCUGAACCAGAGCAACACACCUCUGCUCAGCCUGAAGGACUUUUAUGACAUCUACGAAGUCGCUGCCUUGAAGUGGAAGGCAAAGAGAAAUAGAGAACACUGGUUUGAUGAGCUUCCCAGGACAGCGUUCCUCAUCUUCAAAGGAAUUAAUAUCCUUGUGAAGUCCAAGGCCUUCCAGUAUUUCAUGUACUUGGUGGUGGCCGUCAACGGGGUCUGGAUCCUCGUGGAGACCUUCAUGCUGAAAGGCGGGAACUUCUUCUCGAAGCACGUGCCCUGGAGUUAUGUCGUCUUCCUGACCAUCUACGGGGUCGAGCUGUUCCUGAAGGUGGCUGGCCUUGGCCCCGUUGAGUACCUGUCCUCCGGGUGGAAUCUGUUCGACUUCUCUGUCACGGUGUUCGCCUUCCUGGGACUGCUGGCUCUGGCCUUCAACAUGGAGCCCUUUUAUUUCAUAGUGGUCCUGCGUCCCCUCCAGCUGCUGAGGUUGUUUAAGCUGAAAAAGCGCUACCGCAACGUGCUGGACACCAUGUUUGAGCUCCUGCCCCGGAUGGCCAGCCUGGGCCUCACUCUGCUGACCUUCUACUACUCCUUCGCCAUCGUGGGCAUGGAAUUCUUCUGUGGGACCCUCUACCCCAACUGCUGCAACUCCAGCACAGUGGCCGACGCCUACCGCUGGCUCAAUCACACCGUGGGCAACAGGACUGUUGUGGAUGAAGGCUACUAUUAUCUCAAUAACUUUGACAACAUCCUGAACAGCUUUGUGACCUUGUUCGAGCUCACGGUUGUCAACAACUGGUACAUCAUCAUGGAAGGUGUCACCUCUCAGACCUCCCACUGGAGCCGCCUGUACUUCAUGACUUUCUACAUUGUGACCAUGGUGGUGAUGACUAUCAUUGUCGCCUUCAUCCUUGAGGCCUUCGUCUUCCGUAUGAACUACAGCCGCAAGAACCAGGACUCGGAAGUUGACGGCGGCAUCACCCUCGAGAAGGAGAUCUCCAGGGAGGAGCUGGUGGCUGUCCUGGAGCUCUACCGGGAGGUGCGGGCCGCCAGCUCGGACGUCACCCGGCUGCUGAUGGUCCUCUCUCAGAUGGAGAGACACGAGCAAAACUCCGUGGUGUUUCUGGGACGGAGAUCAAGGACCAAAAGUGACCUGAGCCUAAAGAUGUACCAAGAGGAGAUCCAGGAGUGGUUCGAGGAACACGCCCGCCAGCAAGAGGAACAGCGGCGACAGCUUGGCGGCAGCAGCCAGGUCCCCCCCUCCCCGCAGCCCCCAGGCGGCCGCCAGCGCUCCCAGACCAUCACCUAGCCCCUGCGUGCGGAAGCCAUCUCUUCUAUGCAAUAACACAUAGUAUUAUUUUACUACGACGUAUUGAAGAAAAAAGGUGUGUGCGCGUGUGUGUAUGUAAACACACACGCGCACACACUCAUAUAUAUGCACAUAUUUAUAUAUAGGAAGAGAGAAAAGACAAGAUGGGGUCUGGUGUGUAACCACCUUGCCCUGUUUUCCUUAACCCCAAAUGUCACUUUGGUUCGGGGGGGUUGGGCCACCGUGAACUCUUUUCCUAACGUGGAAAGUUCCAGAAGGCCCCCUCAGAAGAAGACCACUUGGGUAGAUCCCGCCGAUCUCUGCAGGGCCUGCCUUCAAAGUGGGCCAGCCCUCCCCAGGCCAGCUCCAAACCGUCUUCCCAGUGGCUGCUCUCACACUCUCGCCCUAGCUGACAGCUUCCCACUAACUUGCCCCGCGGCAUGGGGUUCCUGGGCGCUGCUUUAGGGACAAAACCACUUAGGAGGAAAGAGCCUACAUCCUCGGGGUUAGUAUUUCUAUAUAUAUGAUAAUGUAAUAGAACAUUCCAUUGGGGGAACAGUGCCUAGGACCUAAUGGAAAGAGUAAUCAAGGGGUGUGAUUGUACCCAUGCGGUCAGAUCUCAAUUAGCCGGUGCUGGGCAGCGAGAGACUGUGAGUUUCACGCCCUGGCUCAGGAGGCUUCUCUCCCACGCUUCCUUUGGUUUAACCCUCUUUGCCGCAAAUCCUUCUGAAGUGGGCUCCAUUAGCACCUCAGCCCAGCGGGAGGAGGAAAGCAAGCAAGAGACCGGGCCGAGGGCUACCACCCCGGAGCAGCUCCUGAAAUGGGCUUUCUCCACAAAGUCCCUUCUCCUUGUGAUGGUCUCGGUCGAGCAGACGCUGGGUCACACGGCAGGCCCUUCCCAUUGUGCAUCAGGGCCUGCUGCGGGGCAGAAGCUCGCCGCGGGAUGGCCACGGCAGCCCUGUGGCUGAGCCCCUGCCCGGCCACGCGGACAGCUCCCUCUGCGCCUUGAGCAGUCACCUCCGUGGACUGGACCAAGGCCAGACCCGGGGGGCGGUGGGGGUGGAGGGGGCUCCACUCUGCGGUGUUGCAUUAGCAGAGGUGGUUGAUGCACAAGUAGGUCUGGGUGAGCCCUCGAUCUUGGGGGAGUUCUCGCUGAGGUCAGUGUGGCUGGGGCAGGCCCGGUGCUUGAAUCCAGAGAAGGCGACGGGUGGCAGCUCCUGUGAGCGCGGCUGGUGGCACAGCAGAAGCGGGGUGCUGGGCUGCAAACCUAGCCUGACAUCCUGCCCCUCACCCGGCUUCCCAGCUGCCUCCACUGCCUGCCCAGACUCAGGACGUGGGCGGGCAGAAGGCCCCCUGCCAGGCCCUCUUCCUAGCAGAGCAGGGCCUGAUCCCAGGGAUGCCUUGCUGGUUCCCCACCUCCCCGGGCCAUGUGCAAGGCCAAGCCUUUCCGGCCCGGAGGGGCUGCUGACUGGAGUCAGCGCUGCACAGCUGUGUCCCUGCUGGGGAGGAGUGGGGGGCUUGUUCUUAAAGCACAGCCCUUUGGGGAAACAGUGAACCGGUGAGCUCCCCACAGGGCAUCGUCCUCUCCAUCUCCGAGGGCCACCGGCCAGUCCGGGCAGCUCUGCGCCAGGCCAGAAGCCUCUGCCCUUUCCAGAGAAGGAACUUUAUUUGCACAAUUGGGUGCCUUUAAGCAUUUGUGUAUUGAAAUGGGUAUUUUGGAAGCGGGAGUCCAGGGACGGCUUACAAAGGAUAGGUCUUCUGCCCUGAGUGCCUGGGCCUCAGUCUAGUCCCUUCCCCGGGGAACUGAGGAGGGGCGCCAGGGUAGUUGAGGCCCCCGGUGUGGGGGGUGGGAUCUAGUCUUCCCUCCCAGCCCUGUCCUCUUAGAAAGGCCUGGUUUUAGCUGGGAUGGAUGGAGCGGGCCAGACUCCCGUUGGUAGUGGGCACCCUUGUCAUUGAGGCUGAGGACAGCUGGCCCCUGGAUGAGCUCUGGGGGACCCAGGACAUCAUCCAGCUCAGAUGGCCCCUCACCUCCCGUGUCACAGCUGAAUGAAACCAAGGUCAGCCUCGCCAGCAGCCGCGAUGGCACUGUGCCCUGCCCCGCUUUGGGGGGAUGCCAUCUGGUCCCUUCGCCUCGCUUCCCUCCCCCAACCCUGCCUUACUCCACACCACGCGACAAUCAUUUUGUAUGGCCAGCGGGAGCAACACAGCAAGGUUUUGUACAUCGGUGUUUUGUUACCUAGAAAACCCACUAUGUCUCCGGGUUUCUGGCAUAUUAAUAAAAAAGGCCUCUGCUUUGUAA